AUGGAUAUAAAUAAUAGCAAAAGGUCCCAUAAAAUCACUAGUAUAGCGUCCCAUGUACCUGAUCUUGUGGUGUACAGUACCAUAAAACAAUUGCCAUACGCAGAAAACUUCCAGGGUGUUCUGCUUUUUGCAGACGUGUCAGGCUUCACUAAUCUCACGGAGAAAUUCAGUCAAAGCUGUAAAAAAGGCUAUGGAGCUGACGAGCUCACACGGACACUGAACAGCUACAUCGGGGAUAUUGUCAGCCACAUUCUUGAUGCAGGUGGAGACAUCUUGAAUUAUGCAGGAGACGCAAUCUUAGCACUCUGGGCGGUUGAGCUCAAGCGGCUCAGUGACGUAAUCUCCCUCGUGGUAAAAUGCAGCCUGGUCAUUCAGGACAAGUGCGGCGUCCGGAAGACGGGAGUCGGCUGCCAGCUACGAGUCAAAAUAGGGAUAUCAGCUGGAAAACUUUCAAAAGUGAUCGUUGGGGAUGACGUUAGCCAGUACUUUGUGGUGAUUGGUCGAGCAGUCGACGAGGUGCGACUUGCCGAAGGAUUAGCGGUCGCCAGCUCAAUCAUCUUGUCACCCAACGCCUGGGAACAAUGCAACAGGGACGACAUACUUGUUGACAAGAUAGAGAACGAACGAGCUGUCAGGGUGAGGUACCUUAAGCAAGACCCCAAAUUUCCUGUUGAUGAGUACAAAGCUUCAAUGGGCACCGACCUGCAAUAUGAAGACCCAACGGAAGGCUGUGUAAGAAAAGCCUGCAGACUACUGCCAAAUCCUGAGUUGGAAUCAUGUCUGAGGAAAUAUGUAAUUGAAACAGUUUUGCAAAAGAUUGAUGCCAACCAGCCUCUGGAGUAUCUGUCUGAGAUGCGUCCGGCCACCAUCGUGUUUGUCAACCUGCAGUUCCAGGGACGGGAGAGUGACGCGGAGCUCUGCUCAGCCAUGCAGCUGGCCGCCCUGGGCAUCGCACGCCUGGUGACCAGGCGGCACGGCAGAGUCAACAAGGUCUUCAUGUUCGACAAGGGCUGCACAUAUCUGUGUCUGUUCGGUCUCCCUGGAGACAAGCGGGAAGACGAGAGUGCCCAGGCGCUGCAGGCUGCCUACGGUGUUUACCAGCUCCUCCUGCAGAAGCUGAGCUGUCUGAGGACCGUGUCUGUCGGCGUGACGACCGGCCCGGUGUUCUGUGGCGUUGUGGGUCAUCCUGUAAGACACGAGUACACAGUGAUCGGCAGGAAGGUGAACCUGGCAGCCAGACUGAUGAUGUACUACCCAGGCCUGGUGACAUGUGACCAGGAGACCUGCCACUACUCCAAGCUGCCGCAGAUGUACUUCAGCAAGCUGCCUGAGAAGCCCAUGAAGGGUGUGGAACACCCUGGUUCAGUCUACCAGUUUGUGGCUCGCAGGGACCAGAUCAACGUGGGCAAAGCGGCCAUAUCUGUGUUGAGAGAGGAGGGGUAUCCUCUCCUAGGUCGCAGCCCAGAGAUGGAGGUGUACUCCAGCACGGUCAGCAGCUACCUGGAGGCCAGGAUGGACGCACACAUGGACUACACCAACAUCGUCAUCUUCGAAGGAGCUGCCGGCUACGGCAAGAGCCGUCUGCUAGCUGAGAUCGUUUACAGAGCCACGAAGGAGGGGAUGAGGGUGGUGUCGUUGGAGCUGAGCAAGGUGGACCUGAAGGAGUCGUGCUACACGCUCCGGCUCCUGCUGGCCAGGCUGCUGGGGCUGCAGGACUGUAAGAGCUACGCCACCCGCGAGAGAGCCAUCCUGGAUCACAUCACAGAGCCAGACAUGAGGCACAACCUCUGCCUGCUCAACAGCAUCCUGCUGGUCAAGUUUCCGAUUUCAAGAGCCGUGUCACUCUUGGGCCACAAGGAGAAACGCAGGGAGACAGCUAACUACUUCAUUAAGUUACUCUGCCAGUUUGCAGAGCAGCAGCCCUGUGUGUUUGUGUUGGACGAGGCUCACUACGUGGACUGUGCGUCCUGGUCUGUGCUGCUGCAGCUGCAGCUGCAGGCCCAUGUGCUGCUGUUCCUGUCCACGCUGCCCAGCAGCACGGCCCAGCCCAGCUCCACACUAGCCUCCCUGGCCGGCCUGCCCCGCUCACGCUGCCUCAGGCUGGCCCCCCUGGAGCCCCUCGUCAUCACACAGCUGGCCUGCCAGAUGCUGGGCGUGGACCUGAUCCCCAGCCAGGUGGAGGUUUUCCUGGUAGAGAGGAGUCAUGGCGUGCCGUUCUACUGUGAGGAGCUUCUGAGGAGUCUGUACCAGUCCCACAUGAUCGGGCUGAGGAGGAGGGAGGAGGAUCAGGAGGACCCCUGCCUCCUGCUGUUCCCCAGCGAGGCCAUGCCGCGCUCCCAGUCCAGCAGCGUCUGGGGCCACGCCCACACCAGCGUCUGGGGCCACGCCCACACCAGCGUCUGGGGCCACGCCCACACCACACCUGCCCCCCCGGGGGCUGCUGGAGUGGAUAAAAGCAUAUCGAGGAAUGGCAGGACGUUUCUGUUUGGACAACCUGUGAUAAAGAAGCCCUCCACAAUUCGGAAGAUUAAGUGUCUGGAUAAAUCUCAGAAGAAGCCCCAGUAUGUCUGCUGUGUGAGGGAGGAUGCCAAGUUCCACGACUUCCCCAUCCCUCUGACUCUUAAAGGCAUGGCCCUGGCCCACCUGGACCACCUCCGGCCCACAGAGCAGAUGGUGGUGAAGUGUGCUGCAGUCAUCGGCCACACCUUCACCACCCACAUCCUGACCAGCAUCAUGCCGGAGGGCUCCGAGGCCACGCUGGGGGCUUCGCUGGCCCUGCUCUUCCAGUCGGGCACUCUGGAGUGUGGCUCCAAGCCCAGGCAGAGGCAGUGCCGGCAAGCAGGCGAGGCUGGGCGCUGGGGGGAGCUGAGCUGCUUCUGUGAGCACAACAACCAGGAUGUCCACACAGACGGGGUGAGGCUGGCAUUUGGGGGGGGCGUGUGGUGUUGCCAGGUGAUGCGUUUCUGCACGGUGCUGGUGAAGGACACAGCGUGUGAGUUGUGGCUACGGGAGCAGAAGAAGGAGCUCCAUGCGCGCUGCGCCCGCUACCUGCAGCAGCAGCCCCACAGCUGCCCCAGCUGCCGCCACGCACACUUCAUCUACGGACACGGGGCCGCUGUGGGCCUCGCCAGCGGCCAGGACGAGCCCAGCUCGCCGCAGCAGGACGCGGCCGGGCCCACGGGGCUGCCCACGGGGCUGCUCCGGAACCUCCAGGGCCUUGAUGGUAUCCGAGGUAACCAGGUGCAGCCACUGCUUCCUGACAGCACAGAGAAGCAGUUCCUGGCCAGGCUGGACUCCAUGCUGGAUGAGGGCAGCAGCAGGGGGCAGCGGAUGAGGGGCUGCAGCUGUGAGCAGGUGGUCCAGUGUGUUCUGGAACCCAUCAUCCGUCACUGGGCCGGCGUGGGCGACGUGUCCAGAACCUUCUACUACCUCCUGGAGACUGCUGCAGCCUCCUUAUACCUCCACGACCACCUCAGGGCUCUGUCCUACCUGAACGAGGCCAAGGCGAUCCUGGACAACCUCCGCUGUGGCCUGCCUGCCUUUGAGACAGCCAAGCCCUCGGUGAGGGUGAAGAUCUGCAGCUUCGAGAAGGCCUGUGUCUUCCGUCUUAGUGGAGAGGUGCUGUACAGCACAGGCCAGAUUGGCGAAGCAGAGGAGAUGUUUGUGCGAGCGCUGAAGCACCUGAACAGGAGACUCCCCAGGACCCGCCUGGCCGCGGCGCUGAAGCUCACCCUGGAGAGGCUGAAGAGCCGCUUCUACGCGUCCACAACCUUCAGGACCCCAGGGAAGAAGCAGCUGGCCCGUCUAUGGGAGCAGGUGUCCUGUCUGUCCUACCUGUGGCAGAUCUGCUGCAUGAGGUCCUCAGCCAAGCACACGCUCCACGCCUCGCUCGCCAUCGCCAUGGAGAGGAACUCUGCCUGCCUCAGUUCCCAGGAACACAAGGUCCUCUUCUCGACCAUCGACUACUUCCUGUUCUGCGGGCUGCGGGGCCGUGAGGGCGAGUGCAGCAGGCUGGAGAGGCUGCUGUGUGGGGCGUGCCUGCAGCUGCCUGGGGGGCCAGAGGGGCUGCUUAUCAUGAGUCACCUGGUCCACACGCUCUGCAUCGUCAACAUGUGCUCCGGAGACCUGGCUGGCUCCAUCCAGUACGGUUACCGGGCUCAGAGAAUCAGCAUGCUGACCUGCCACCCAGAAGAGGACAGGGAGGUGACCAGCCAAUCAGGAGAGGACAGGGAUGUGACCAGCCAAUCAGGAGAGGACAGGGAUGUGACCAGCCAAUCAGCAGUGGACGUGGGGGUGAUCAGCCAGUCAGGAGUGGACAUGCAGGUUACAGCCAUCCUCCACAUCCCCCUGCUGUUCCUACAGAGGUACAAGGAGUGUGUGCAGCUCAUGCAGGUCCUGGAGGAUGUGGGCAGCAAGAGUGGAGUCAGCUCAGCUACAGGAUGGUUCUACAGUUCCUGCUUCCACACACUCCUCUACGCAGGCUUCUCCUUCAGGAGCUUUGAGAGGUGCUGCCGCUUUGUGGAGGAGUCCCAGUCCGACCCCAACCUGCUGCUGGACCACAGCCUGAUGGCUGACCUGUACUCUGCUCUGGCCCUCUGGUAUACACGGCUGCGUGAUUGGGAGAGGGCGCGUUUCUUUUAUACCAGAGUGUGUGCCAUCGUCCCCCAGACGCCCGCAUCCAUCCAGUCCACCAGCGGAGGGGCCAUGUUCCUGGAGUCCAGCGUGCUGCUGUUCAGGAAGGCCCUGAUGGAGAACAACAAGCACAUCCUCCUGCUCUACCACACCACCCAGAAGCACUUUGCAGAGUUCCAUUUGAAGUUCUCCAGCGUCCAGAUGUUCACUCCCAGGGUGCUGCACCUGAAGGCCUACCUGUACCUGCUGGCCGGUCACCAGGCCCUGGCACGGCUGCUGCUCUCCAGGGGCCUGCAGCUCAGCCAGGAGCAGGGGAACAGGCUGGAGGAGGCCUGGAUCACACACAGCCAGGCUGAGUGGUUUGGCACGCCCCCUACGAGCCCCAGUACUUGGCGUCCCUCCGCCCUGAGUAUGCCAUCCUGGGAGGAGGCCCAGACCAUGACCCUGGAGCAGCUCUCCUCCUCACACUACUCCUUCCAGGGCCUCCCCUCCAGGACCAGGCCCAUCCCGCGCCUCCCGCCCCGCCCCGAGGACGCCCGCAUGCUCAAGGACUGGCAAGCAGUCCCAGAAGCCUCAGAAAAACACGUCACAGACUAAACUAUCAAAAUAAUCA
This is a messenger RNA of Hypomesus transpacificus, 5245 nucleotides long. RefSeq names its product adenylate cyclase type 10-like. Gene Ontology annotation, molecular function: adenylate cyclase activity; protein binding. The record is from RefSeq and is a predicted model, not a curated record. Gene Ontology annotation, cellular component: cytoplasm. The transcript has 32 exons. NCBI's taxonomy places the organism in Eukaryota, Metazoa, Chordata, Actinopteri, Osmeriformes, Osmeridae. Gene Ontology annotation, biological process: intracellular signal transduction; cyclic nucleotide biosynthetic process. The coding region runs from base 1 to 5229 and encodes 1742 amino acids.